Molecule: messenger RNA, 771 nt
Organism: Diplodia corticola
Lineage: Eukaryota; Fungi; Ascomycota; Dothideomycetes; Botryosphaeriales; Botryosphaeriaceae
Product: hmg-i hmg-y dna-binding conserved site protein
Exons: 2
Coding region: 1-771 (256 amino acids)
Biological process (GO): regulation of DNA-templated transcription
Source: RefSeq, a predicted model, not a curated record
AUGGCCGAGCAGGAAAUCCAGAAGGGCGACGAAGUGUCGUGGAAGUGGGGCGGUGGUGCGCCCGGCGGUACCGUCGCCGAGGUCGCCAAGGAAGGCGAGAUCGCCAUCGAGUCCAACAAGGGCAACACCAUCAAGAAGAACGCCGACCCCGAAAACCCCGCCGUGCACAUCGAGCGCCCCGGCAACGAUGUCGUGAAGAGAGCCUCCGAGCUCGACGUCGAGUCCAAGGCUAAUGGCUCCGAGGACAAGAAGGAGGAGGAGAAGGAGGAGGCGGGAAAGAAGGACGACGACAAGGAGAACGAGGAGAAAGAUGACAAGAACGAGACGGGCAAGAAGGACGAGGACAAGGACAGCAAGGAGGAAGCCACCAAUGGUGAGAAGAAGGCCGACGAGGAAACGAAGGAAGAGGAAAAGAAGGAAGCUGCCGAGAAGGCCGACGACAAGGAAGAAGAGAAGACUUCAGAGAAGAAGGAGAGCGACGAGGCGCAGACGGGCGACAAGCGGAAGGCCAGGCAGACCAACGGUGAGGGAAAGAAGAAGAGCGAGAAGAAGUCUGAGGAGAAGGCCGAGGACAAGCAGGACGGCGAGCCGGCCGCCAAGCAGCAGAAGACGGAUGCUGAGGCCAACGGUAAGAAGGGUCGCGGCAGACCCAAGAAGGCGGAGAACGGCGAGAAGAAGUCGGCAGCGAAGGCCAAGCCCAAGAAGGAGCCCAAGAAGGCUGCCACGGAGACGGGCGAGCCCCGGCGCAGCGGCAGGAACAAGUCGUCGUAG